ACCUCCCCAUCAUCCCCUUAUCCUCGACCUCGAGCCCAAACUGCCACAGCGCGAGCGCAGCGGAAGAACUAUGGCGACGAUGUCUCUCGCCGCGGCGUCACCCCUCGCCUCCAUUCCACGCGGCGUCGCGACCUCCGCGCCUCGCACGGCCUUCCUCGGGCCCCGCACAGGUGGCACGCCGGCGACACGUUUCUUCCCUGGACUGGCGGCGGCGCCGCAGCCGGCGGGAAGGGGCCCCGCGGCCGCGGUGGCGCCGAUGGCGAAGAGGGAGCAGGAUCUGGAGGAGAUCCGGGGCAUGACGACGGAGCAGCUGGAGGAGGAGGUCGUGGACCUCAAGGGGGAGCUCUUCCUGCUCCGCCUCAAGCGCUCCGCGCGCCAGGAGUUCAAGAACAGCGAGUUCUGCCGCAUGCGCAAGAGGAUUGCUCGAAUGCUGACUGUGAAAAGAGAGCGGGAAAUUGAACAAGGAAUCAACAAGAGACUGUCCCGGAAGCUUGAUAGGAAAUGGAAGCAGAGCAUUGUGGUUAGACCACCACCAUCUCUAAGGGAGAACAAGGAGGAGUAGAAAGCAGCAAAAGAUGGCAAUCUGCAGAAGUCGUUUCAUGCGAGUGUUGCAGGAAGGUUUCUUUCUGCCUGUAGUUUCAACCCUUAUUUCAUUUUGUUUUAUAUCCAGAUUAACAUUUUAUUAAGUAUUUCUAUCUAAACCUGAAGUUCAGUUGUUAAUCUCUUUUGUAAAUUUCAGUUUCCUUAAAAUCUAUGCUUGUCAUAUGACACUGCACUUUAGAAGUGUAUGCUAUCCAGUAAUCGAGAAUGGGCAGCUAUUUGCGCCCGAACAUA
This is a messenger RNA of Phragmites australis (common reed), 834 nucleotides long. Its product is annotated as large ribosomal subunit protein uL29c-like. Gene Ontology annotation, cellular component: ribosome; chloroplast. The transcript is spliced from 2 exons. Bases 71 to 562 code for a protein of 163 amino acids. Gene Ontology annotation, biological process: translation. The record is from RefSeq and is a predicted model, not a curated record. Lineage: Eukaryota; Viridiplantae; Streptophyta; Magnoliopsida; Poales; Poaceae. Gene Ontology annotation, molecular function: structural constituent of ribosome.